AUGGGCAUCAAAGAGAAGAUAGCCGAAAUCCAGCUUGAGAUGGCUCGAACGCAGAAGAACAAAGCGACAGAGGGCCAUCUCGGAAUGCUGAAAGCAAAGCUCGCCAAGCUCAGGACGCAGCUUCUCAAUCCUGAAGAUGGUGCGGGAGGGGGGGGUGGGGACGACAAGGGGUUCGAGGUUGUCAAGUACGGAGAUGCGAGGAUCGCCCUCAUCGGCUUCCCAUCUGUCGGCAAGUCGACAGCCUUGUCGCUGCUCACAGGAACGGAGUCGGAAGCUGCCGCCUACGAGUUCACGACCCUCACCUGCAUCCCGGGCAUCAUCAAUUACAAAGGGACGAAGAUCCAGCUGCUCGAUCUUCCUGGUAUCAUCGAAGGAGCUGCUCAGGGGAAGGGAAGAGGAAGGCAAGUCAUCGCCGUUGCCAAGUCAGCAGACCUGAUCCUCAUGAUGCUGGACGCCACGAAGCCAGACGCCCAUAAGGCGAUCUUGGAAGCAGAGCUCGAGUCAACUGGAAUUCGUCUGAACAAGAACCCUGCUGAUAUUUACUUCAAGAAGAAGAAGACGGGAGGCAUCAAGUUCAACACGAUGGUCCCCUUGACGAAGAUGGGUGAGAAUCCUUCGGACGUGGUCUACCGCGUUUUGCAUGAAUACAAGAUCCACAACUGCGAGGUUGUGUUCAGGGAGGAUGCUUCCAUCGACGAUUUCAUUGAUCUGGUGGAAGGGAACAGGAGAUUUAUCAAGUGCCUGUAUUGCUACAACAAAAUCGAUGCCAUCACCAUGGAGGAGGUGGACGUGCUCGCAAAGCAACCGCACAGCAUCGUUGUGUCCUGCCACCAGAACUUGAACGUCGAUCGGCUCCUUGCAAAGAUGUGGGAGAUGUUAGCGCUCGUCCGAGUAUACACUAGAAGGAGAGGAGAGCCUCCUGACUUGAAUGAGCCGUCCGUGUUGACUCACGGACGAGGCGGCGUCACUAUCAAGACCCUCUGCUCGCAUCUUCACAGAGAUAUGCUCAAGGAGUUCAAGUAUGCUCUGGUGUGGGGACAAAGCUGCAAGCACACUCCUCAGCGUGUUGGCAAGGACCAUGAGUUGAUGGACGAAGAUGUUGUGCAGGUUGGAUGA
Molecule: messenger RNA, 1116 nt
Organism: Guillardia theta CCMP2712
Lineage: Eukaryota; Cryptophyceae; Pyrenomonadales; Geminigeraceae
Exons: 9
Coding region: 1-1116 (371 amino acids)
Biological process (GO): cytoplasmic translation
Cellular component (GO): cytoplasm
Molecular function (GO): GTP binding; GTPase activity
Source: RefSeq, a predicted model, not a curated record